GGGAGAAAAGUGAGAAGAGAAAGGUAUUAGUAGGAGAAAAGUUGAAUGCUGGGGUAGAGUGGCAUGGUAAGCAAGAAAUGAAACGCAGUGAUGCAAGGUCUACACCAACACCAACACCAACACCUCGCUGCACUCGUCUCCGCGGCUCUCCCCAAGGACGACUCCGACGACGAUCCCUCCCCUCGCCUCGCCGCGAUCCACUCCCUCCACCGCACCAUCCUCCACCCUCACAACUCCCUCCUCCUCUCCCACUCCGCCACUUUCCUCGCCCAGACCUUCUCCCAACUCCUCUCCGACAAAUGCUACGAGGUGCGCCAAGCCGCAGUCACAGCCUACGGCGCUCUCUGCGCUGUCAUCGCUUCCGUCCCCAACGGCAGACAGAACCACCUCAUGCUCGUCGACCGCUUCAUCAGCUGGGCGCUGCCGUCGCUCAACUCCGCCGUAGCCGUCGACGGCGCUAAGGAGCUCGCGCUCGAAGGCCUGCGCGAGUUCCUCAACGUCGGCGGAACCGAAAGGUACGCUCUGCCUAUUCUGAAAGCGUGCCAGGGGCUACUCGAGGACGAGAGAACCUCCCUCGCUUUGUUGCAUAGGCUUAUCGGUGUUAUUACUCUCAUUUCGUUGAAGUUUCUGAGGUGCUUUCAGCCUCAUUUCACUGACAUUGUUGACUUGCUUCUCGGCUGGGCCUUGGGGCCUGACCUAGCUCAAUCGGAUAGGCGUGUUAUUUUGGAUAGCUUUUUGCAGUUUCAGAAGCAUUGGGUUGGUAGCCUCCCCAUGUCUCUGAGGUUGCUCACUAAGUUCUUGGGGGACAUGGAGGUUUUGCUUCAUGAUGGAACUCCGGGCACGCCGCUGCAGUUUCGCCGGCUUCUUGCCAUGGUUUCUUGUUUUUCCACUAUUCUGCAGUCCACUGCCUCGGGGUUGCUGGAGAUGAACCUGCUGGAACAGAUAUGUGAGCCGCUUAGCGCCUUGCUGCCGCGGUUGCUGCGGUGUUUGUCCAUGAUUGGGCAGAAAUUUGGGUGGUCUGAGUGGAUUGAGGAUUCUUGGAAGUGUUUGACUCUUUUGGCUGAGAUAUUGCGGGAGCGAUUUUCGAGUUUUUAUCCUCUUGCUGUUGAUAUCCUGUUUCAGAGCUUGGAGUUUGGAGCAACUGCGCAUAAGGCAGGGUUUAGGAGGAUUAGCUCUUUCCAGGUUCAUGGGGUUUUGAAGACUAAUCUCCAGUUAUUGUCGUUGCAAAAGCUUGGCCUCCUUCCGACGUCUGUGAAGAAGUUAUUGAAGUUCGACGCCUCGAUUUCUCGGCUGAGAUUGCAUCCCAAUCAUUUGGUAACGGGGAGUUCUGCGGCUACUUAUGUUUUCUUGCUUCAGCAUGGGAAUACAGAAGUUGUCGACGAAGCGGUUGCCUUGUUGAUUGAUGAAUUAAAGCUGUUGAAGAGUGUAAUUGGAAACAAAACUGGUCAUUCUGAUGAGUUGAAUUGUGUCAUAGAUACUAAAGCAUUCUCAAAACCUGAAUUAUUGGCAUUAAUCAAGUUUGAUUUGAAAGUUCUAUUAGCAUGUGUUUCCAUGGGUGGGGAUAACACUUUGACUGGACAAAAGGAUGUUGCUUUGUUGUAUCUUAGGAGGUCGGAAAAGUUGGUGUCCUUUAUCACAAUCGAUAUGAAUCCUUUUGAAUUACCCAUUCAGGCUUUCGUGGAGUUGCAGAUUACUGUUGUCAAGGCAUUGGAGAGGCUAAAUUCAGUUGAUUUCUUAAUUAAGUGUUCUGAAAGAGAACAGAAUUGUGACAAAGCUUUUGUUGAGCUCCCAACUAAAAAAGAGGACAGUGAUGAUCAAUUCAAUAAUGGGUUUUCAGCUGUGAUUACUGAGCAUUUGGAGAAGUAUAGCAAGCUCCUUAUAAAAGCCUUUCAUGUUUCUUCUCCUCUGGCAAUUAAAUUAGUCUUGCUAGAUUGGGGACAAAAGUUCUGUGAGAAUGUAAUGGCCGUUAAUAAGAUCUCAAGCAUAGGAGGUUUCCCCUAUGAAGCAUGUGAGUAUGCUGGUGUGAUCAUGAACUUAGUUUUUUCACUUUUAGGUGGUACAUUUGAGAGGGAACCAGAAGUAAGGUCACAUGUUGCAGUAACUUUGGAGAUGUUUAUGCAAGCAAAACUUUUGCAUCCUGUGUGUUUUUAUCCUGUUACGGGAGUGAUACUUGAGAAACUUGGGGAUCCAACUUUAGAGAUACGGGAUGCAUAUGUGAGACUACUUGCCCAUAUUUUGCCUACUACUAUAUAUACAUGUGGUCUCUAUGAUUAUGGGAGAUUUAGGCUUGUUGAUCCUGGUUUAGGCAGCAGUUCUAAGAUGCAUUGGAAACAAUUAUUUUCCCUGAAGCAGUUGCCACUGCAACUGCACUCACAACAUCUUGUAUCAAUCUUAAGCUACAUUUCACAAAGAUGGAAGGUUCCUCUUUCUUCUUGGAUCCAGAGGCUCAUUCAUAGUUGCCAGAGUUCAAAGGACACUAUUUUAAGUCUGUCUGACGAAACAGGAAAUUUUGGUGCUAAUUCUCCAUGGUUGGAUGUACAAGUGGAUGAAGACAUACUCGAAAAAAUCUGUUCUGUCAAUAAUUUAGCUGGUGCCUGGUGGGCUGUACAAGAAGCAGCCCGGUACUGUAUUGCUACAAGACUGCGGACUAACCUUGGUGGCCCUACCCAAACAUUUGCUGCUCUAGAACGCAUGCUUUUGGACAUUGCACACCUUCUGCAACUUGAUAAUGAGCAAAGUGAUGGGAACUUGAGUAUGAUAGGGUCUUCUGGUGCUCACCUGCUACCAAUGAGAUUACUGUUGGAUUUUGUUGAGGCUCUAAAGAAAAAUGUAUAUAACGCAUAUGAGGGGUCUGUCAUUUUACCACCGGCUACCCGUCAGAGUACUUUAUUUUUUCGAGCAAACAAAAAAGUAUGUGAGGAUUGGUUUUCUCGUAUAUGUGAGCCAAUGAUGAAUGCUGGAUUGGCUGUACAUUGCAAUGAUGCUGUUAUUCAAUAUUGUACACUGCGUUUGCAGGAGCUCAAGAAUCUUUCUGUGUCAGCUUUGAAGGAAAAAUCUAGGGCUCAGGCAACUGAUAACCUCCACAAUAUCAGAGGAAGGUAUAAAGGAGAUGUCUUAAAAGUUUUAAGACAUAUUUCACUAGCUCUUUGUAAGAGUUCUGAUCCAGAUUCUUUGAUUGGCCUACAAAAAUGGGUUUCAAUUACCUUCUCCUCCUUACUUGGGGAGGAAAACGAGUCCUUCAGCGAGUGUGGAACUGUUGGACCCCUUUCGUGGAUAAGUGGGCUCAUAUAUCAAGCAAGAGGUGAGUACGAAAAUGCUGCGGCUCACUUUACUCACUUGCUACAGACUGAAGAGUCACUCAGUUCCCUGGGCUCUGAUGGUAUACAGUUUGUCAUAGCACGCAUAAUUGAGAGUUAUGCAGCAGUAUCUGAUUGGAGAUCUCUUGAAGCCUGGCUAUUAGAGUUGCAACUGCUUCGCGCUAAACAAGCUGGUAGAAGUUAUUCUGGUGCUCUGACAAUGGCUGGCAAUGAAGUUAAUGCAAUUCAUGCAUUAGCACGUUUUGAUGAGGGUGAUUAUCAGGCUGCAUGGUCAAGCCUUGAUUUGACACCUAAAAGCAACAGUGAGCUUACCCUUGAUCCAAAAAUAGCCUUGCAACGGAGUGAGCAGAUGCUUCUGCAAUCAUUGCUCUUCCAGAAGGAGGAAAAGAAUGAUAAGGUGCUGCAUGAUCUGCAGAAAGCAAGGUCAAUGUUGGAGGAACCACUUUCUAUUCUACCACUUGAUGGUUUAGCUGAAGCAACGCCUCUUGCUAUUCAAUUGCACUGCAUUUUCCUUGUAGAAGAGAAUUACAAGCUUAAAGCAAUUCAUGAGACAGCCAAACAACUACCGUCCAUACAAAAUUCUUUUAUGUCACUGCCAUCUUCUAUUAGUAAAAUCCGUCAAGAUUGUAAUCCAUGGCUAAAAGUCCUUCGGGUUUAUCAAACCAUUUCCCCAACUUCUCCUGUUACUCUUAAAUUCUGCAUGAAUUUGCAUAAUUUAGCUCGCAAGCAAAAUAAUCUUUUGUUGGCAAAUCGUCUGAACAACUAUAUCAAAGAUCAUGUAUCUGCUUGCCUCGAGGAGAGACAUCGCAAUCUUUUGGUCUUAAAUUUGCAGUAUGAGAGCAUUUUACUACAGUAUGCUGAAAACAAGUUUGAAGAUGCUUUCACUAAUCUUUGGUCAUUUUUGCGUCCUUGCAUGGUUUCUUUAACAUCUAGAAUAUUUGAUGCUGAAGAGAGGAUUCUGAAGGCCAAAGCAUGCUUGAAACUCGCAGAUUGGCUGACACGGGAUUAUUCAGACUGGAGUCCAGAGAGUAUUGUUCUCAAGAUGCCAUCAGAUUUUGAUAUGGUUGAAUCAGCUACACUUGGAAAAGAUGGCAAUGAAGAAAAUAUAGGUUGUAAAUUGAAUUUGGGUUCUAUAACUGAGGAAAUUGUUGGUACAGCAACAAAAUUGUCUUCUCGUAUUUGCCCCACCAUGGGCAAGUCAUGGAUUUCUUAUGCUUCUUGGUGCUUUAAACAAGCUAGAGACUCGCUCUUUGUUCAGAGUGAAACUGUCCUCCAUUCAUGCUCAUUUUCUUCCAUGCUUGUUCCAGAAAUUUCGCCUGAGAGAUUCAAGUUGACAAAGGACGAGGUGCAAAGAAUUAAGUCAUUGGUUUUGUGUCUUUUUCAGGACAAUAUUGAUAUGAAAGAUUUCAUAGAUGAGCAGGAAGAGAGAAGCUCUUGGCUUGAUUCUGCAGGGAACUCAAUUAAUGACAAUCCUCUGCAGACAUUGGUUUGGCAUAUAGUGAAUAUUAUUGAAACUGCUGCAGGGGCACCGGGUGCAGAAAACUCUGGAGGUGAAUGUCUUUCAGCCAUGGUUUCUUCUCGAUUGAGACUUUGUCUGUUAAACACAAAUUUUGGGCUGGGAGAAUCUGACAUAAUAUCUGCAAUGGAUGGUUUUGUUGAUAUUUGGUGGUCUUUGAGGAGGAGAAGAGUGUCCCUGUUUGGACAUGCUGCUCAUGACAGAUGCCUGGUUCUGAAUAUGAGGCCUUGAAGCAAAACUGGUAGCUACACCCUGAGAGCUACAUUGUAUAUAUUGCAUAUACUUCUCAAUUAUGGUGUUGAAUUGAAAGAUACUCUUGAAUCUUCUCUUUUGGUUGUUCCUUUGUUGCCAUGGCAGGAAGUUACGCCUCAAUUGUUUGCACAUAUAAGUUCUCAUCCUGAACAAGUGAUUCGGAAGCAGUUGGAGGGCUUACUGAUCAUGCUGGCCAAGCAAUCUCCCUGUUCUAUAGUGUAUCCAACGCUAGUUGAUGUUAAUGCUUAUGAAGAGAAACCUUCAGAAGAGCUUCAUCAUGUGUUGGGUUGUCUGAGAGAACUUUACCCUGGAUUGGUUCUGGAUGUUCAGCUGAUGAUAAAUGAACUUGGAAAUGUUACUGUUCUCUGGGAGGAAUUAUGGCUCAGUACUCUUCAGGAUCUUCACACAGAUGUGAUGAGGCGAAUAAAUGUGCUGAAAGAAGAGGCUGCAAGAAUUGCAGAGAAUGUCACACUUAGUCAGAAUGAGAAGAACAAGAUAAAUUCAGCUCGAUAUUCUGCAAUGAUGGCUCCAAUAGUUGUGGCUUUGGAACGUCGUUUAGCUUCAACAUCUCGAAAACCUGAGACUCCUCAUGAAGCUUGGUUCCAGGAAGAGUAUAAUGACCAACUGAAAUCAGCUAUAUUAUCCUUCAAGAUUCCUCCAGCAUCUUCUGCAGCUCUUGGUGAUGUAUGGCGACCUUUUGAUAGUAUUGCUGCAUCAUUGGCCUCUUAUCAGAGGAAGUCUUCAGUUUCCUUGCGAGAAGUUGCACCGCAUUUAGCUUUGUUAUCAUCUUCAGAUGUUCCAAUGCCAGGUCUUGAGAAACAAAUGAAAGUACCUGAUUCUGACAAAUCAUCUGAUCUCCAGGGGGUUGUCACAAUUGCUUCUUUCCAUGAACAAGUUGCUAUCUUAUCUACAAAGACAAAGCCUAAGAAGCUAGGCAUACUUGGUUCAGAUGGUCAGAAGUACACAUAUCUCCUCAAAGGACGAGAAGAUUUGCGCCUUGAUGCUAGAAUCAUGCAAUUACUGCAGGCUAUAAAUGGUUUUCUGCAUUCUUCUUCUUCUGCAUGUAGCAACUCUCUCAGCAUUCGCUAUUAUUCUGUGACUCCAAUCAGUGGUCGGGCCGGACUAAUCCAGUGGGUGGACAAUGUAGUAAGUAUUUACAGCGUAUUUAAAUCUUGGCAAACCCGUGUCCAACUAGCACAGUUUUUGGCAUUGGGCACUGCAAAUACAAAAUCCUCUGCUCCUCCACCUGUUCCCCGACCCAGUGAUAUGUUUUAUGGGAAGAUCAUACCUGCACUUAAGGAGAAAGGCAUUAAGAGAGUGAUUUCCCGAAGGGAUUGGCCUCAUGAAGUCAAAUGUAAAGUUCUUCUUGAUCUCAUGAAGGAGGUGCCUAGAAAUCUUCUUUACCAGGAACUAUGGUGCGCUAGUGAGGGAUAUAAAGCUUUCAGUUCAAAAUUGAAGAGGUAUUCUGGAAGUGUUGCUGCAAUGAGUAUGGUUGGUCAUGUUUUGGGACUGGGCGAUAGACAUUUAGACAACAUUCUUAUAGAUUUUUGUAAUGGGGAUAUUGUACACAUUGAUUACAAUGUGUGUUUUGACAAGGGACAGAGACUAAAAGUUCCAGAGAUUGUUCCUUUUCGUCUGACCCAAAUGAUUGAAGCAGCUUUGGGGCUGACUGGAAUAGAAGGUAGCUUCAGAUCAAACUGUGAGACAGUUAUCGGUGUUCUAAGGAAAAAUAAGGACAUACUUUUGAUGUUAUUGGAAGUAUUUGUUUGGGAUCCACUCGUGGAGUGGACACGUGGUGAUUUUCUUGAUGAAGCUGCAAUUGGCGGUGAAGAAAGAAAAGGCAUGGAGUUGGCUGUUAGCUUGAGUUUAUUUGCAUCUCGAGUACAGGAAAUUCGUGUUCCCUUACAGGAACACCAUGAUCAAUUAUUGACUAGCCUGCCAGCUGUUGAAUCAGUACUUGAGAGGUUUGCUGACGUUCUAAACCAAUAUGAACUUGCCUCUAGUCUAUAUUGCCGAGUUGACCAGGAGAGGUCUAGCCUUAUAAUGCACGAGACAUCUGCAAAGUCGAUUGUUGCUGAAGCAACCAGUAAUUUAGAGAAAAUUCGAGCUUCUUUUGAAAUUCAGGCUCGGGAAUUUGCCCAGGCAAAGGCUGUGGUUGCUGAGAAAGCUCAGGAGGCAAUGACUUGGGCCGAGCAGCAUGGAAGGAUUCUUGAUGCUUUACGGUGCAACUUAAUUCCAGAAAUAAAUGCUUCUUUUAAGCUGAAUAACAUGGAAGCAGCCUUAUCUCUUACAUCUGCUGUCAUUGUAGCAGGGGUUCCCCUAACUGUUGUUCCCGAGCCAACACAAGCACAAUGCCAUGAUAUAGAUAGGGAAGUUUCUCAAUUCAUUGCUGAGUUGGAUGAUGGACUAACUUCUGCCGCAACUUCUUUGCAAGCAUACUCCUUGGCUCUGCAAAGAAUUCUACCAUUAAAUUACCUUUCAACCAGUGCAGUCCAUAACUGGGCACAAGUUCUACAAUUAUCUAUCAAUGCCAUGUCCUCAGAUAUUCUCUCUCUUGCCAGAAGGCAGGCUUCUGAACUUAUUGCAAAAUUUCAUAUAGAUAGCAUUGAUUCUAUCAAAUGCAGUCAUGAUGAUCUUUGUUUCAGAGUGGAGAAGUAUGCAGUAGAAAUAGAAAAAUUAGAAAAAGAGUGUGCUGAAAUAGAGAGUUCUAUUGGCUCCGAAUCAGAAUCGAAAACUAAGGACCGCCUUUUGUGUUCUUUCAUGAAAUUCAUGCAGUCCAUUGGUCUUUUAAGAAAGGAAGAUGGAAUAUAUUCUGUUCAAUCUAAAUAUGAAGGAAUGAACAAUGCUAGACCUUUAGGUGAGCUAGAAGAGGAGAGGGAGAAGGCACUAUUGAUUAUGAAUAUUUCUGUAAGUUCACUUUAUAAUGAGGUUAAGCAUAGAAUACAAAAUAUAUAUAAUGAUAUUUCAGGAGGAAGAAAUCAGUACAAUAUGUUGCAGAAUGAUUCUGGAACUAUUUUUGCUGGGUUUGAAGAACAAGUUGAAAAAUGUAAUCUUGUGACAGAGUUUGUUAAUGAUCUAUGCCAAUUAAUUGUAAAGGACAUCCCUUCUGUUGAUAUUAACAAAAUUCGUUCAAAGUUUUCUGCUGAAAGUAAUUGGGUUUCCAUUUUCAAAACUAUUUUGAUUUCCUGUAAGGGAUUGGUUAGUCAAAUGACAGAAGUUGUUCUGCCAAAUGUAAUACGAUCUGCGGUUUCAUUAAAUUCGGAGGUUAUGGAUGCAUUUGGAUUGAUCUCACAAGUUAGAGGGUCUAUAGAAACUGCACUGGAGCAGCUUGUGGAGGUUGAAAUGGAGAGAGCAUCGCUGAUUGAACUCGAACAGAAUUAUUUUGUUAAGGUUGGUCAUAUUACUGAGCAGCAGCUGGCUCUUGAAGAAGCUGCAGUUAAGGGAAGAGAUCAUCUUUCGUGGGAAGAGGCAGAGGAACUUGCAUCCCAAGAGGAAGCUUGUAGAGCACAACUGGACCAACUUCAUCAAACAUGGAAUCAGAGGGAUGUAAGGGCUUCUUCUCUUAUAAAGAGAGAAGCUGACAUUAAAAAUGCCCUGGUUUCUGUGAAUUGUCAAUUUCAAUCUCUAGUGGGUGUGGAAGAAGAAAGGGAUUUACAUGUUUUGAGAAGCAAAGCACUAUUGGCUUCCCUUGUUAAGCCUUUCUUGGAACUGGAAUCCGUUGAUAUGAAGCUGUCUUCAGCUGAUGGUUCAGUUUUGACACCCUCAAGUAAAUUUCAUACUCUAGCAGACUUGAUAAAUUCUGGGAAUUCUAUAUCUGAGUAUGUCUGGAAAGUUGGAGAUCUAUUGGAUAACCAUUCAUUCUUUAUUUGGAAAAUAGGUGUCAUAGAUUCUUUUCUUGAUGCAUGCAUACAUGAUGUAGCUUCGUCAGUUGAACAAAAUCUUGGCUUUGACCAAUCACUUAAUUUUAUGAAGAAAAAGCUUGAAAUCCAACUUCAGAAACACAUUGGUCACUAUUUGAAAGAAAGAGUUGCUCCUAGUUUAAUGACUUGUUUAGAUAAAGAAAAUGAGCACUUGAAGCUACUUACAGAGUCAUCAAAGGAACUUGCUUUAGACCAGGUGAAAAAGGAUGGGGCUGUGAAAAAGGUUUUACUUAUGCUUGAAGAAUAUUGCAAUGCUCAUGAAACUGCUAGAGCAGCAAAAUCAGCUGCUUCUCUCAUGAAAAAGCAAGUGAAUGAGUUGAAAGAAGCUCUUCGAAAGACUGCCCUUGAGGUAGUUCAGAUGGAAUGGAUGCAUGAUGUUAGUUUGAACCCAACAUAUAACAGAAGAAUUAGAUUUGAGAAGUAUCUUGAUACUGCUGACAGCUUGUAUACAAUCAUAUUAAACCUCAGCAGAUCUAAAUUACUGGACAAUAUACAAUCUGCUGUGUCAAAAAUUACAACAUCAAUGGAUUGUCUUCAGUCUUGUGAACGAAAUUCUCUUUUAGCUGAAGGACAGCUUGAGAGAGCAAUGGCUUGGGCUUGUGGGGGUCCCAAUUCCGGUAGUUCUGGAAAUACUGCAACUAAAAAUUCAGGAAUUCCUCUUGAGUUCCAUGAACAUAUUAAGACUCGGAGACAGAUUUUAUGGGAAUCUAGAGAAAAGGCAUCUGACAUUGUGAAGCUAUGUGUGUCAGUGUUAGAGUUUGAAGCAUCAAGAGAUGGAUAUUUGCUUAUACCAGGUCAACCAUAUCCCUUCAGGAGUAGUGUUGAUGGCAAGACAUGGCAGCAAGUAUACUUGAAUGCUCUAGCAAGAUUGGAUGUUACUUUCCAUUCUUAUACACGUACUGAACAAGAGUGGAAGCUUGCACAAUGCACUGUUGAAGCUGCUUCUAAUGGAUUAUAUAGUGCAACCAAUGAGCUCUGCAUUGCCUCUCUAAAAGCAAAGUCAGCUUCAGGUGAUUUACAAAGCACGGUUCUUUCAAUGAGGGAUUGUGCAUAUGAGGCUAGUGUUGCACUAUCUGCUUUUGCUCGGGUUUCAAGGAUCCAUACUGCUCUAACUUCUGAAAGUGGUUCUAUGCUUGAAGAGGUUCUAGCAAUAACUGAAGAUAUACAUGAUGUUUACAAUCUGGGGAAAGAGGCAUCUGCUAUCCACCUUUCUCUUAUGGAAGGACUUUCAAAGGCAAAUGCCAUCCUUCUUCCACUCGAAUCGAUGUUGUCUAAGGAUGUAGCUGCUAUAGCUGAGGCUAUAGCUAGGGAAAGUGAGACCAAGAAGGAAAUAUCACACAUCCAUGGACAAGCUAUUUAUCAGUCAUAUAAUUUAAGAACCAGGGAGGCUUGUCAGACCUUUAAGCCCUUGAUAUCCUCUUUGACAUCAGCUGUGAAGGGACUUUAUUCAUUGUUGACUAGGCUAGCAAGAACUGCUAAUGUCCAUGCCGGCAAUCUGCACAAAGCACUUGAAGGAAUAGGAGAAAGUCAGGAAGUAAAAUCAGAGGAUAUUACUUUGUCAAGAUCAGAUGCUGGUGGUGGAGGUGGUGAUGCUGUUGAAUUUGAUGGUAAAGAAGAGGAGAGUCUCCCUAUAUCUGAAGAUGAUAAGACCGAUGAUUUUAUUAUCAGCUUUUCUCGACUUUCUAUGGAAGACAAAGGAUGGCUAUCACCACCAGAUAGCAUCUACUGUAGUAGCUCGGGAUCUGACAUCACAUCAGCUGAAGUUAGUCUUCCUGAUAGCUUGAAUGGUUCAGCAGGAAAUAAAGACCUGCUUUCACAGGGGUCUAGUAGCAGAAACCCGACAGGUCAUAUGCAUACCACACUAUUGUCUCAAACUGGUGUGGAAGAAAUAUCACCUUUUGAGUUGUCAGAAUCUUUUCCGGUGGAAAUUGAUCCUAAUGGUGCUGGUUCUGUGAAGUCAAUUAAUGAGACCACUGAACAUCCUGAAUCUAUAGCUUUACCUGGUGAUAAAUCUGUUGCCAUCCCUGCCAACUCCCAGAAUCCAUCGAAUGAGAAAUUUGACAAAUUUGAUGAUGAUGAUGAACUGCUUUCUGCAAAAAAAGUUAAAAAUGCUGCUGAACAUUAUGAAGCUCCUGAUCCGAACAUCAAUGCCAAUACUCGUGUGGGAAGGGGUAAAAAUGCUUAUGCCUUGUCAGUAUUGAGGCGGGUAGAGAUGAAAAUUGAUGGUCGAGAUAUCUCUGAAAGCAGAGAAAUUGGUAUUGCAGAGCAAGUAGACCAUCUACUAAAGCAAGCUACUAGUGUUGAUAAUCUAUGCAACAUGUACGAAGGUUGGACACCAUGGAUUUGAGGUUUCAAAUGGUUCCUCAGACUUGAGCAUCUUAAGUUCCAUUCCCAAUAUUAUGCAAGAAUUGGUUUCGAGCAUUGUUGGGUUGACUAUGGUGAGAAAUAGGUCCUUUGGCCUGAUAUUAUUUCCUGGUGAUGAAGGAAGCCGCCAGAAGAAUGUUUGUGCAUGUCCUAUUAGUCUGGCCAUAUCUUGAAGUCUAUCAUUGAUCACAAUCACCGAUCUAUCCAGGGCCAAGCUAUUCAGCUUCUGCCAUCCCUUUAAUUUCAGCAUUUGUCCCGGCAGAGUUACUAUUUUUCACCUUCCGUGUGGGCUUGCAUUCGUCAUUCCAUGAUAUCCGACAGUGAAGUCCUAGGCUCACAGCUGGUCUCGUGGGAGAGAUGAAAAAGGAUUAUCAUGCCUUCCCUCCUGGUUUAAACAGUGCAGUGUUUUUUUUAAGACCUGCUACUUGCAUUGUCAUAUCGAUUGAAGAGUAUGUUUUGGAUCCUCAGUUCUUGAAAAAGAAAGAAUGUCGUAUGCUAACAACCAGGCAGUGGAAUAUCUAAUGUUGUGUCUGGCUAGAGCAUCAUACUUCUGCAAAACUGAAGUCCAGCAUGAAUUGUACAUAUCCAUGUAUCAUUUUUCUGUUGAUAGGUCAAACAAUUAUUGCUGGCUUAUUCAUCAUGUUACUUGUAAUUGGACGUAUUGAAUCCAGCUAAUUGAUUCUUUAAUCCAUUUACCGUCUUACUGCUUUUUGAUUCGUUUCCUUUCAUUUUAGAUUGGAAAUACCUUACGAAACUUUGUACACGGAUCCUAAAGUUGUCCACAUAUGCGACACUUGUAACAGUUAGACCUAAUUGUACCCUUUAUUUUCCUCUUCU
Molecule: messenger RNA, 12206 nt
Organism: Cajanus cajan (pigeon pea)
Lineage: Eukaryota; Viridiplantae; Streptophyta; Magnoliopsida; Fabales; Fabaceae
Source: RefSeq, a predicted model, not a curated record